Aspergillus lentulus is the source of this 2130-nucleotide messenger RNA. RefSeq lists its product as uncharacterized. Lineage: Eukaryota; Fungi; Ascomycota; Eurotiomycetes; Eurotiales; Aspergillaceae. The record is from RefSeq and is a predicted model, not a curated record.
AUGGAUUCCGACGAGGCUCCUCCUCCAUACUCCGCCGUCGAUCCCUUACUCGCGCCGACAGUCAAUAAUAGAAAUAACAAUGGGUCGGCGGAGACAGCUCGUACCUUUCUUCGUCUUCGCGGAGGUGAAGCGUCGUUGAGCGAUAUCGCGUCCAGAGAUGGCUCCACAGCUUCCGUUGAUGGUUCCUCAGCGGCGUCUUUGGCCCUCCCAGCCAACUUCGCAUCCGCUACGGCCUACUUCAUAGAGCGACCUCCAACUAAUUUUAGCGAGGAACGGCCUACUCUCUCGCACCUUCUCACCAUCUACCCACGGAGCCAAUCUAAAGACUUUCCCCGGCGUCCUCGGUGUUGGAGCCCUCGGACGGCGGAGAUUACCCAGCAGGACUGGGACAUGUUUCUAAAAUAUCUCUUUCCUCCGCAUCUGGGGCUUGCAGCAUCGUCAGCUCACUUGCCUCGGCAGCUGAGAGCCGAGAUACAAAGAGAUCGAAAAGAUCGCCCCCAAGAGACCGAUGAGCAACGCAGGCUGCGCAUCGCAGCUGUGAUUGAGGAAUGGAACGAAUGCUUUUUUGAGCCUCGUGCAAGUCGCAUCGAAUUCAUUUAUGUGACGGAAUCGGAGAAUGCGCCUGUCUCUCCAUUAUGUCCUCGUUGUUACCCUGCCGCGACUAGGGCAACGCGGGCGAACCGGUCAACGCAGGCACAAGAAGCUGGGGGAAAUUCCUCAUCCGUCCCCGCGGGCAUGUUGCCAACCGUCGCAGGGCAACAGACAGCGCCACCAGCAAGCGGUGCAUACGCACCUGGAAUAUUCCCGUACCCAACUCCGCAGAUGCCUCCUGCUCCCUACCCACCAUAUGGUCCUCCUGUCUUCUUUCCUGGUAUGGUUCCUAAUACCCCUCCGCCUCCUCCUGCCACUCAUGCAUAUCCUUACCCUCCUCAACCCCCUUCACAAUAUCAGCAGCCUCCCUCGUGGGGCUGGAACAAUCCUCCGUAUGGUCCGCAGUACCAGUACUCGAGCACCUCCAAAGGUGGUCCUCUUGGCUGGUUAUCAUCGCUGGCAUCGCAUGCGCAGAAGUACAGUGAGCGCAUUACGGAGCAAGCGCAACAUUAUGGAAGGCAGGUCGAAGAGCAAGCCAUGGCUCAUGGACGCUGGAUAGAGGAGAAGGCCGGACUUAACAGUCGAAAGCUUGAGGACGUUUUUGGCGGCCUCUCCAGCCCGCCCCGUGUGGAAUAUCCUACGAACAAUCCGCAAGCGCAAGGCUUUUACGCCCAUGGCUACGGUUACCCGCCAGUCAAUGUGGUGUCAACUCAACCCGUGACCCCACCGAUCACUCAGGCUACUCAGCCCGCUCAGCCUGCUCGUAGAACAUCAGUCGGCUCUAUUUCAUCUGAGUCAUCGUUUUCAUCGAUCGAUUCGAUAUCGACGACGUCUGACCUCAGUUCGACCGAUUUGGCGACCGUUCGAGCACAGCUUCAAUCUCUUAAUAACCAUCACGACCGUGAGCUAUAUGAAGCGGCAGUUGGUCUUCGGCGUCAACUCGACGUUUUGCGCGAUUCCCGUCGCCAAUCUCGUAUUUCUGGAAGAGGCAAUUGGAGAAAUGGGCAGCAAGGGCACUGCCGUGGCAGCUGGGGCCGGUGGGAGUCACCGCAGGAACAGCAGCGAAGCUCUGCUGAGAGACGUGCCCUGAAGGAGGAGGUGAGAGCCACCAAGAAAGCAUUCAAGGAUGUGUUCCGUCGUGCCAAGGAUGAACAACGGGAACGACGGCGGAUCAAGCGUAACCGCUGGCGUCAGGAACGACGAUUGCGCCAAACAUCAAGGGAGAACGAGCAUCCUCUCGAAACUCCUCUGGAGCAGCAGCUGCAGAAUCUAGAACUGAGCAAUAGCCAGGAGAGUGGGACAAUGGUUCGCACAGGCGCAUCACAUGCGUCCCCACGGCGAUCUAUGAGUUCUGAGGCCAGUGGGAUUAGCUCAAUAAACACUCCAGGCACUGGAUCCGAUAGCGGCAGUCCCCGCGAAGGCGUAAAUCCGGCGCACACAGAAGAAAGCAAAGAGCAGAAGCAAGGCGAGUCCUUGAGAGGAACUAAUAAUUUUCCGCCGAAAAAAGACAAAGGUGCUGGCUCAAACGAUGCAUCCUGA